Messenger RNA from Perca flavescens (yellow perch), 2391 nucleotides. Its product is annotated as bestrophin-3. NCBI's taxonomy places the organism in Eukaryota, Metazoa, Chordata, Actinopteri, Perciformes, Percidae. Gene Ontology annotation, molecular function: chloride channel activity. The transcript is spliced from 14 exons. The record is from RefSeq and is a predicted model, not a curated record. Bases 96 to 2054 code for a protein of 652 amino acids.
GGGGGAGGCAGUGGUAAGUUGGCAUUUGGCAAAAACAAAUCAGGAAAGCAGAAGCCUGAUGAUCGCUGAGGAAAAGCCAAGACGUCUGUCUCAGGAUGACUGUCACAUAUUCCAGUAAGGUAGCCAACGCCUCCUUCUUCAGUUUCCAUCGGCUGCUGCUGCGUUGGAGGGGAAGCAUCUACAAACUGCUCUACCGAGAGUUCAUCAUGUUCGUUCUGCUCUACACUGUGCUCAGCGUCGUAUACAGACUCGUCCUCUCCGACCAACAGAAGAGAUUGUUCGAGAAACUUUCCAUGUACUGUGAUAAAUACGCAGAGCAGAUCCCCGUCACCUUCGUCCUGGGUUUUUAUGUGACUCUGGUGGUGAAUCGAUGGUGGAAUCAGUUUGUUAACCUGCCCUGGCCGGACCGACUCAUGUUCCUCAUCUCCAGCUGUGUCCAGGGUAAAGAUGAAUAUGGCCGCCUGCUGCGCCGGACAUUAGUGCGUUACGUUAACCUGACAUCGCUGCUCAUCUUCCGCUCUGUCAGCACCGCUGUCUGCAAACGCUUCCCGACCAUAGACCAUGUUGUCGAGGCAGGUUUUAUGACUCCGGAGGAGAGGAAGGCGUUUGAGAACAUCCGUUCUCCUCACCUGAAAUACUGGAUUCCCGUUGUCUGGUUCUCCAACUUGGCGACUAAAGCUAAACAGGAAGGACGCAUUCAGGACAGCAUCGACCUGCAGAACAUUCUCAAUGAGAUGAAUCUGUUCCGGAGUUGGUGUGCGACUCUUUUCGGCUACGAUUGGGUCGGCAUCCCGCUGGUUUACACUCAGGUCGUCACUCUUGCCGUCUACACUUUCUUCUUCGCUUGCCUGAUUGGCCGUCAGUUUCUCGACCCUGCUCAGAGAUACCACGGUCACGACCUCGACCUCUACGUGCCAGUCUUCACACUGCUGCAGUUCUUCUUCUACUCCGGCUGGCUGAAGGUAGCGGAGCAGCUGAUCAACCCGUUCGGAGAGGACGAUGACGACUUUGAAGUUAACUGGAUCAUUGACAGGAACCUUCAGGUGUCUCUGCUGGCUGUAGAUGAGAUGCACAUGAACCUGCCUCACAUGACCAAAGACAUGUACUGGAACGACUGGGAGGCACGCCCACCGUACACACUGGCUGCUGCUGACUACUGCAUCCCUUCGUUCCUCGGCUCCACCACCGACAUGGGACUCUCUGACAUCUUGCAGUUUGAUGAGGCUGACGUUAGCGACCUCCGUCCACGCCAUCAGGACUCUAGUUCGGCUUGGCGGCAAGAGUCGGUUCUGGGUCGAGUCCGCCGGCUGCUGAGUGUCCAGGAUCCUCCUGACCUCCGACCUCCUCGGCCCAUCUUUAAACGGCACAGCAGCGACGCAACAGGAAGCUUCUUCCCAGACUUUAGGGUUUACCCACGUCCAGAGGACGGAGCCAUGGGUGUCCAUGGCUCCACUGCCAUGGACACCCUUUCCACCUUAAGGGAGGUCAGCAGCAACCCUCCAUCCCCUGAAAGCUCACCCUUUACUGUUUUCCCCCGGCUCGUCAUCAGUCCGCCGUUGUCCAGUGACGUCUGUAACAAGACGGAUUCUUCUGGCAACGGUGAAGCGGCAAAACCUCAGUAUGGACUGGAUCCCUCCCCCACUGAGGAAGCACCAGGCUUAGAUGCCCCAAGGACCGGCUCCUCGAUAUGUUGUUCCCCCACCCAGCUAGGACCCAAGAAAUUCCGCUGGACAAAUUACUCACCAACCCGGCCACGGGGGCGCCAGUUCUCCUUCCAGUUCUCCAGGCAGUCAUCUAAAGGAUCGGUCCGAAGCCUGCCAAGCCCCAAGGGCCUGGGUAGGAGGAGACGAGGCCUGGCUCGCUUCCAAUCCCGAAGAUCACCCGGUCCACCUUCAGACACUCUGCAGCUCCCUGACCUGGAGUACGACCGCGACUUCCAAGGAGUGGCAGAGACUAAGGACGAGAAGGAGGAUCAGGAGGAGGAGGAAGGAACCAACAACAGCGAAGACAUCACAAACCAGGACUCCCAAACGCAGAGCUUGGAGAAAAAAUAAGAACCACUCACACAGUAACAUAAUAACUGCCCAAACAGAGCCAAUCUCAGAGCUGGUAACAGUACCCGAAAAGAGAAGUCACAUGAGGAAAGUUGCUUAGAAAUCUCCAACCUCUGAAGGGAUGUUUUGAACCCUUAAGUUAUGGGUUUACCGCAUGUUGCCAGCUGAGUCACUGGAGAUAAAACCUCACCCUAAAGGCUGUUUUACAGUUGUGCGCAAACUCAACGCCGUAGCUACGCUGUCACUCCUACGGCGUCGUGACCCUUUCGGAGUUCUGCGUCGGGGUUGAACGUGUUUCUUUGCAUCACGGUGCAUUUCACGCCUCGAACCAGCAUGU